AUGUCGAGUUUCAGUAGAGGGCGAUUCACACGCUUGGUGCCAUUGGUCCUCGUUGCAAUGUGUCUGCUGCUUGUCUUUACAUUACAAAUCUCGCCUUCGAGUCAAUCAGCAGCAACAAAAAGCCCAAUCGAGAAGGAUACAGCAGUGAAUGAAGACCAUGCCGCUGAUGAGCAACGACAAAAGGAGAGGCAGCGCAUGAUUGAUGGUCGUCGUACAGUCAUUGAGCCUGUGGUUACCCCUCAUGACGAAGGAUUGGAUCAUCUCAGCUUUACACACGACAUUGCUGUACCCUCGCCGUUACCAGCAUGGACAGAGGCUGACAUGUUGUCAUUGCAAUCAUUGAUGGGGCAACAAGCACUUGCUGAUCUCUUGACAGUACCUGAAUCGAUGCCUGAUUUCAAAUUGUUGACGUAUCAGCAACGUGUGUUCAAGGCAUUGUUUCAGUAUUUGGAUCCAAUUGUGGCCGCCGGUGAAGUUGAUCUGGAGCAUGAUCCCAAGUACAAGGAUGUAUGGGCGCUGUAUCAAAAGCUCGAGAACGUGCUGUAUCCAUGGUUGAAACCUUAUUACAAAAACGCAUUCCAUCUCACCAACACGACCGAGGGACGUGGUAUCGUCAUUUGCAUCGGCAAUUAUCAUUUCCAAUAUGCUGCAACAGCCUUGCGGGCCAUUCGAGAGGUGUUGAAAUCGAAUCUUCCCAUUGAAGUCUUUUAUAUCCGAGAAAGCGAUUUGAGCCCAAUGCGACGUCAAUAUCUUGAGACUGAAUUCGACAAUGUAAAGACAAUUGCAGUCGUCGAUCGCAUCAAUGAUUGGUAUACACGCUUUGGUGGAUGGUCUCUCAAAUCCUAUGCUAUCCUUGCAAGCAGCUUUUCAGAAGUCAUCUUGGUGGAUGCAGACGCCUACUUUUUCAAGAAACCGGAAGGGCUCUUUGACGAUGCUGGCUAUCGUAAAACAGGCACCCUUUUCUUUUAUGAUCGCACUUUGUUCUCUGGUUGGGAAGUGGGUCGUAAUUGGUUAUUGUCGUUCCUUCCAUCCAUGAGCUCGUUUGUGGAAAAAACACGUUGGUGGAGUUAUCGAUCUGCACAUGAACAAGAAUCGGGCGUCGUAGUGAUCAACAAGAGACGUUCCUUAUUUGGACUCCUGGCCACUUGCAAAAUGAAUGACAAGCGUGAGCGUGAUCAAGUAACCUAUAAACACAUCCAUGGUGACAAGGAGUCUUUCUGGAUCGGUUACGAGAUGAUGCAAACACCUUAUUCUUUCAUCAAGUCAUAUGGCGCAGUCAUUGGUGGAUUGGGCGAUGCUGGUGAUCCUACUACUGUAUGUGGUACCCAGCUUCAUUUGGGCGUGGAUCAUCAACCAUUAUGGUGGAAUGGCGGUUUGCUGCGUGAUAAGAACAAGUGGCCCGACCGGUAUUUGACAUUCACUCACUACGCGGAAGGCGAGGAUUGGGAGUUUGAAACCUCUUGCAUCAAGAACAAGGAUCGUAUACGAGAAUUUUCACAAAAGGAGAGAAACUUGGCUUUGCAAUACGUUGCUUUGGAUGGUCAAAGGAGAAAGGAUGAAGCAUUGAUUGAAAGUGGAGAAUGGAAGCCACGCAGCAAAAAGACUACCACCAUGACCGAUAAUACCGUUGCAUAG
This is a messenger RNA of Lichtheimia ornata, 1635 nucleotides long. RefSeq lists its product as uncharacterized. The record is from RefSeq and is a predicted model, not a curated record. Gene Ontology annotation, molecular function: alpha-1,3-mannosyltransferase activity. Gene Ontology annotation, cellular component: Golgi apparatus. Gene Ontology annotation, biological process: protein O-linked glycosylation. Lineage: Eukaryota; Fungi; Mucoromycota; Mucoromycetes; Mucorales; Lichtheimiaceae. The transcript has 4 exons. Bases 1 to 1635 code for a protein of 544 amino acids.